AAAUUAUGCACGAUGUGAUCCGGAAGGUGAAGAAGAAGGGGGAAUGGAAGGUGCUGGUGGUGGACCAGCUCAGUAUGCGUAUGCUGUCAUCCUGCUGCAAAAUGACCGACAUCAUGACGGAGGGCAUCACCAUUGUGGAGGACAUCAACAAGCGCCGGGAGCCACUGCCCAGCUUGGAGGCUGUCUAUCUCAUCACACCCUCCGAGAAGUCUGUCCACUCCCUCAUCAGUGACUUCAAGGACCCCCCCACCUCUAAGUACAGAGCAGCCCAUGUCUUCUUCACUGACUCCUGCCCUGAUGCCCUGUUCAAUGAGCUGGUGAAGUCCCGUGCUGCCAAGGUCAUCAAGACCCUGACCGAGAUCAACAUCGCCUUCCUGCCCUCCGAGUCCCAGGUUUACUCCCUGGAUUCAGCAGACUCCUUCCAAAGCUUCUACAGCCCACACAAGGCACAGAUGAAGAACCCGAUCCUGGAGAGGCUGGCAGAGCAGAUUGCCACUCUGUGUGCCACGCUGAAGGAAUACCCGGCCGUGCGGUACCGCGGGGACUACAAGGACAACGCCAUGCUGGCACAGCUCAUCCAAGACAAGCUGGAUGCUUACAAGGCUGAUGACCCCACUAUGGGUGAGGGUCCGGACAAGGCUCGCUCCCAGCUCCUCAUCCUGGAUCGUGGCUUCGACCCCGCUUCCCCAGUGCUGCACGAGCUGACCUUUCAGGCCAUGAGCUAUGACCUGCUGCCCAUCGAGAAUGAUGUCUACAAGUAUGAGACAAGUGGCAUCGGGGAGGCGCGGGUGAAGGAGGUGCUUCUGGAUGAGGAUGAUGACCUGUGGGUCUCCCUGCGCCACAAACACAUUGCUGAGGUGUCCCAGGAGGUGACCCGGUCCCUGAAGGAGUUUUCAUCAAGCAAGAGGAUGAACACGGGCGAUAAGACCACCAUGAGGGACCUGUCCCAGAUGCUGAAGAAGAUGCCACAGUACCAGAAGGAGCUCAGCAAGUAUUCCACUCACCUGCACCUGGCUGAGGACUGCAUGAAGCACUACCAGGGCACAGUGGACAAGCUGUGCCGAGUGGAACAGGACUUGGCCAUGGGCACCGAUGCUGAAGGUGAGAAGAUCAAAGACCCCAUGAGGGCCAUUGUCCCCAUCCUGCUGGAUGGGAAUGUCAGCACCUAUGACAAGAUCCGUAUCAUCCUGCUGUACAUCUUCCUGAAGAACGGUAUCACCGAGGAGAACCUGAACAAGCUGAUCCAACACGCCCAGAUCCCGGCUGAGGACAGCGAGAUCAUCACCAACAUGGCCCACCUUGGGGUGCCCAUUAUCACAGACUCCACCCUGCGGCGCCGGAGCAAGCCAGAACGGAAGGAACGGAUCAGUGAGCAGACUUACCAGCUGUCCCGGUGGACCCCCGUCAUUAAGGACAUCAUGGAGGAUGCCAUCGAGGACAAGCUGGACACCAAGCACUACCCGUACAUCUCUACCCGCUCCUCUGCCUCCUUCAGCACCACAGCUGUCAGUGCCCGCUAUGGCCACUGGCACAAGAACAAGGCCCCCGGCGAGUACCGCAGCGGCCCCCGCCUCAUCAUCUUCAUCCUGGGGGGGGUGAGCAUGAACGAGAUGCGCUGCGCCUACGAGGUGACGCAAGCCAGCGGCAAGUGGGAGGUGCUAAUAGGUUCUACUCACAUUCUCACUCCCACCAAAUUUCUCAUGGACCUGAGGCACCCCGACUUCAGGGACUCCACUAGGGUCUCAUUUGAGGAUCAGGCUCCAGCAAUGGAGUGAGCCCAAGCAACCAAGGUCCACGCACAUCCUCACCCCACAGAAGCUGCUGGACACGCUGAAGAAGCUCAAUAAAACAGAGGAGGAGAGCAGCAGUUAAAAGAAAACGCCGCCAGACCCCCCCCCCAACCCCGAUGCCGACUGUACCCCCAAUGGGCACCGGCCUGGGGCACACCUCUGUCCCAUCCCUGUCCCCAUCCCGGCCCGGCCGAGCUUUCUCUUGUUGUGUUGAGCCCCCCCCCUCCCUUCCUGACCCUCCAAAUCUCAUUUAACCGCAGGGAAGAGACAACGAAUGCAAAAUUAUUAAGGGAAAACCCGAUGCAUCCCAUUUUAAAAAGGAAAAGAUAAAAAAAAAAUCAUCAUCAUCAUCAUCUCUGUGCCCAUCUGAGGAUCUCAUUUCCCAGCAGUGAAGGUGGCAAAAAGAUCAGAUUCCCUUCCCUUA
Molecule: messenger RNA, 2214 nt
Organism: Coturnix japonica (Japanese quail)
Lineage: Eukaryota; Metazoa; Chordata; Aves; Galliformes; Phasianidae
Source: RefSeq, a predicted model, not a curated record